AAGCUUUAUUCCUGAUUUUAAAAUGCUGAGAUUCUUGCAUAAAUAAAAUUCGUGUAAUAAUAUCCUGAAGGAAAUUAAAGGGUGGCGCACCACCUUCUCCAUCCUCUCAUCACAUUCCUUCUACACCUCUUCCACCACCUCAACCACCCAAUCUCUAAACUAACAUGGCAACGACAUCAUCACCGGAGCUACACCUUAACAAUCUCCGAGCCAUUAAAGUUUUAGGCAACGGAGCCAUGGGUACUGUCUUUCUUGCUCAUAAUCUCCUCACUGAUCCAUCUGCCCACUGCCCCUUCGCUCUCAAAGUCGUCGAGAAAUGUUCUCCGGAAGCUAAACAGGACGCCGACCGCCGUGCCCGAUGGGAAGUCUCCGUUCUCGAACUUCUGAAUCGGAAACCCCACCCGUUUCUCCCGUCGUUAAUCGGAUCUUUCGAGACAGAAGAUAUCCUCGCUUGGGCUAUCCCCUUUUGCUCCGGAGGUGACCUUAACGUCCUUCGCCACCGUCAGAUAGACCGGGUUUUUUCUCCGGCGGUCAUCCGGUUUUACCUUGCGGAAAUCGUCUGCGCGUUACAGCACCUUCAUAGCAUGGGCAUCGUGUAUCGUGAUUUGAAACCUGAAAACAUCUUGAUUCAACAUUCGGGUCACGUGACUCUCACGGACUUCGACCUAUCACGUGUCCUCGCGCCGAAAUCGUUAAAAUCCUUAAUUCUAUCGUCCGAAGUGCCGGAAAUCCAACCGGAAGUAAAUAAACACCACCGGAAGCUACCAAGUUUUUUCCCGGUGAUGGGUCGUGAGAAGACGAAUGAGAAGACAAAUGUGAAGUUGAAGAAAGCGAAGAGCGCACGUGUGUCUCCGAUGACACGUAGAAAUGGGAGUUUUUCCAACGGCGAAAGGUCGAAUUCGUUCGUCGGAACGGAGGAGUACGUCGCACCGGAGGUUGUGCGCGGCGACGGCCAUGAGUUCGCCGUUGAUUGGUGGGCAUUGGGGAUCCUCUCGUACGAAAUGUUGUACGGAACAACUCCAUUCCGUGGGAACAACCGGAAAGAUACGUUUGGGAGAAUUCUAAUGAUGCCACCGAAGUUCACCGGAAAACCAACGCCGUUGACGGAUUUAAUCACGAAGUUACUAUCGAAAGAACCCACGCGCCGAAUAGGGUACACAAGAGGCGCGUGUGAGAUCCAAGAACAUCCUUUUUUCGGCGGAUUAAGGUGGGAUUUACUAACGGAAGUGUUACGUCCUCCGUUUCUUCCGUCUAGAGACGAGUCUGACUUAACGUGUAAUCCAGAUGGUAUCAACAUCACAGAGUAUUUCCAGAAGCUUAGACAACUUCCGUCACCGUUAGAAUCUCCGUCAAGAGAUGACUGUGGAUAUAACGUCUCUUUGACGGAGUUUUAGCACACGUGUUAGAGAUUCUACUAUUAACUAGUCUUUGGACUUAUGUGUAUAUAAGAAAAAUAACGGUGGUAUAUUUUCUAACGUACGGUAUACGGAUGUAGUUGGGGUGUGUUUGUAAAGAAGCAGGAGACACGCGGCAACGACGGCGCGUGUAAUUGAGAGGCUAUCAUUGUGGUGUGGGGCAUAAAGGGUAUGAUCGCUUAGAUUAAGGCUUUUUCUUUAACCAAAUUAUAGUAGUGGUUGUUUAGUACACAUUCCAAUAAAUAUUUUUUUUUUGUACCACUUGUAUUGUUGCUAAUUGAAAGAUUGAGGCAGAUUUGUUUCCAUAA
Messenger RNA from Lactuca sativa (garden lettuce), 1723 nucleotides. Its product is annotated as serine/threonine-protein kinase UCN. NCBI's taxonomy places the organism in Eukaryota, Viridiplantae, Streptophyta, Magnoliopsida, Asterales, Asteraceae. Gene Ontology annotation, biological process: protein phosphorylation. Gene Ontology annotation, molecular function: protein kinase activity; ATP binding. The record is from RefSeq and is a predicted model, not a curated record.